CUUGAAGGUACUGGAGAAAUUCUUGGAGGGUAUAAUUCUCUUGAGUGGGAAAAGAAUAAUGAUCAAAGGAAAAGGACCAAAGAAAAUUUUAUAUUUUCAUUAAAGACUGCAAAUAUUAAAAAUUCCAUUUUAAGUAGAGCAUCUGAAUGUGGUUCUGUUAAUAAUUAUCCAAGUAGUUCAGAGUUGAGUUUUGGCUAUGCUUUACGUUUAAUUGACAAUUUAAAAACUGAGAAAAGAUGUUAUUGCAUGAAUAGUAGAAAAUAUCCUAAACCAAUUCGUUCUAGUGAAUUUAUGUCAAUAUCACCUGGUUGGGGAAUUUCUGAAAAAUCUUUAUUUUCAGUUGAAGAAUAUGAG
Dentiscutata erythropus is the source of this 354-nucleotide messenger RNA. The record is from the annotation of a GenBank genome assembly. Lineage: Eukaryota; Fungi; Glomeromycota; Glomeromycetes; Diversisporales; Gigasporaceae.